Molecule: messenger RNA, 1770 nt
Organism: Jaminaea rosea
Lineage: Eukaryota; Fungi; Basidiomycota; Exobasidiomycetes; Microstromatales
Product: Pkinase-domain-containing protein
Exons: 1
Coding region: 96-1274 (392 amino acids)
Biological process (GO): regulation of transcription by RNA polymerase III; protein phosphorylation; DNA damage response
Cellular component (GO): nucleus; cytosol; protein kinase CK2 complex
Molecular function (GO): protein serine/threonine kinase activity; ATP binding
Source: RefSeq, a predicted model, not a curated record
CGCGUAAACUGAGCGACUUUGUCCUCCCUUUCUUUCCUUUCCUUCCAAGUGAUCCUCGUCAUCAUCAUCACCACGCUCGGCGCACACCAGCAGCCAUGACGCAACCCAUCGGGCACGGCGGCGGCCGGUCCGUCGCUCGAGUCUACGCAAACGCCAACGAGCGCUUCGGCCGCUCAUGGUGGGACUACGACAAUUUGACGGUGCAGUGGGGAACACAAGACAAUUACGAGAUCCUACGCAAGGUCGGGCGAGGAAAGUACUCCGAAGUAUUCGAGGGAGUCAACGUAGCCGCCCUUGGUCAGCCUUCCACCUCAGCCAACCCAGCACCCGCACCAGCACCCCUUCCAGCCUCAGCCCCAGCCCCCUCAUCUAGCGGCGAUGACCCGCACCCCACGCCUGGUCCCGGCCGCAUCACCCAGUCCGUUGGCGAAAAGUGCAUCAUCAAGGUCCUCAAACCGGUCAAGAAGAAGAAGAUCAAGCGCGAGAUCAAGAUUCUCCAAAACCUCGCGGGAGGACCCAACGUCGUCGGUCUCCUAGACGUGGUGCGAGACCCUCAAUCCAAGACUCCCUCCAUCAUAACCGAGUACGUAAACAACACAGACUUCAAAGUACUCUACGGUCGUUUCCAGGACAGCGAUGUGCGCUACUACAUCCACGAGCUUCUCAAAGCCUUGGACUUCUGCCACUCGCGCGGAAUCAUGCAUCGCGACGUCAAACCGCACAAUGUAAUGAUCGACCACGAGAAGCGCACUCUCCGCCUCAUCGACUGGGGUCUCGCAGAGUUCUACCACCCACACACAGAGUACAACGUUCGAGUCGCCUCACGUUACUUCAAGGGUCCCGAACUCCUAGUCGAUUUCCAGGAAUACGACUAUUCCCUCGAUCUCUGGUCCCUAGGCUGUAUGUUCGCCAGCAUGAUCUUCAGAAAAGAACCCUUCUUCCACGGUCACGACAACUACGAUCAGUUGGUGAAAAUCUGCAAAGUAUUGGGGACAGAUGAGCUUUACCUCUACCUGGAGAAAUACGAUAUAGAGCUCGACCCUCAGUACGACGAUAUAUUGGGGAGAUACCCGAAGAAGGCUUGGGGCAGGUUCGUUAAUGCGGAUAAUGCGAGGUUUGUCAGUGCGGAGAGUGUGGAUUUUUUGGAUAGGUUGUUGAAGUAUGAUCAUCAGGCUAGAUUGACGGCGAGGGAGGCUAUGGAGCAUCCUUACUUUGCGCCGGUUAGGGAGGCAGAGGCUGCUGCGGCGGCGGCGGCGGGGGCAAAGACGAGUUAGGUGGGUGGCGGAGCGAGGGGAGAGCGAAGCAGGGGGAAAGGGGGGGAGGGAGAGGAGGAGCGUCGUGCAGAGUCGACCAAGUUACGAGCAGUAGGACAGCGCACCCGGCUAGACCUCGACGCGCAUCACGACGAUCGAUUCACGUACAUGGCGAGGCUAGAUGCGACGAAUGACUACGAGGGGCUCGCGAUCCAUCCGUCUCCUUCCAUCCUCUCGCCUUCUAAUCAUCAAAUGCGAUUCGCGAUCCACGCAUUCGAGCACGCAGGCACGCGCGCAAGCAGAUGGGGCACAUUCUCGUCUCUUCUCAUUGGAUGUGGGUAUCAUUCGCCUCCUCUCGCAGCGUCUCAUCGUCUCCCCAAAGCCCAAGCAACCGUACUCCUACUGCGCUGCUGCUGACCCAACCAACUUCGAGCCCCAGCCCCUCCCUGCGGCCCAGUGGCAGCAGUAGCCCCCCUCCCUCCCGCCGACGCGCCCGUACUGCUCAUCCGCAUAGCCA